AUGGAGCUCAGUCGGCCCCAACAUCAGACAGGACUGGAGCAGCCCUCCCUCAGGAACCCUUCCACAACCUGGCUGACCCAUGUGCUCUCUGCUGCCACAGUGCGACUACCCCCUCCCCAAACCACACAGCACCUAUUCCCUGUGGCCUCCCCCUCACAGACUCCAUGCUGUCACAUGUGCAGAGCCCCCCUCCUUCUGCUGCUGCAACCCCCCACACAUCAAGCUGCUCCUGACAAAGCACGCCUCCAUCCCCCACCCCGCCUGACCCCCCCCGCCCGGCCCCCUCCAGCUCUGCCCCAACACAACCACCUGGCAUUGUCCUUUAUACGGAAUCAGGUGGGCCCACAACAAGCAAAUGCUUUGUAA
Messenger RNA from Knipowitschia caucasica, 366 nucleotides. NCBI's taxonomy places the organism in Eukaryota, Metazoa, Chordata, Actinopteri, Gobiiformes, Gobiidae. The record is from the annotation of a GenBank genome assembly.